Xyrichtys novacula (pearly razorfish) is the source of this 336-nucleotide messenger RNA. NCBI's taxonomy places the organism in Eukaryota, Metazoa, Chordata, Actinopteri, Labriformes, Labridae. The record is from the annotation of a GenBank genome assembly.
AUGGCUGCGGCUUUCGUGGGAGGAGGAUGUUUACGAGUCGGAGCACCGUGCAGAAAAGAGCGUCGAGGAAACAGUGACCUACUUUUCGGUUCUGUGAUCCUGCAAAACGACGGCAGCAGAGCAGUGCUAGAAAACCCUCAACCUGCUGGACAGAGGGAACAAGAGGCUCCUUUGAAAAAAGAGGACAUCCUGAGAGUGACUGCCGCUGAGCUUUUCACAGCUCGCAUGGGAACACAGGGCUCUGAAUGCACUCUGCUCACUGACACACACACACACACACACACACACAGAGAGACCCUGAAAGUGCUACUCUGUGGUGGUUAUAUUGAUCCAUGA